Molecule: messenger RNA, 2819 nt
Organism: Haliotis rufescens (red abalone)
Lineage: Eukaryota; Metazoa; Mollusca; Gastropoda; Lepetellida; Haliotidae
Exons: 11
Coding region: 156-1988 (610 amino acids)
Biological process (GO): monoatomic anion transport; transmembrane transport
Molecular function (GO): transmembrane transporter activity
Source: RefSeq, a predicted model, not a curated record
GAUGUAAUAACGUGUAACGUUGUCAAGAGUGGCCCUCAAGUAUGCGUCCUCACACCAAACGAGAUACGGGAUGACAAGGGGAAAUAGUCAGUGCUAGUCAUAGGAAUGAACCGGCAAGGACGUCUCUUCCCCCUCAGCGUUAGUGUAGACUCACAAUGGCUUCCAAACAGGAAAAUGGGAUUGGGAACUUGACACGGGAAGACAAUUCACACAGCCAUGGUAAAAACUCCAAAAAGGCUCCCCUGCCCUUCCGCCAGAAAAUUUCAUCAUGGCGAUGGAUGACAUCCAUGAUCGUCUGGUUCGGCUUCAUCAGCAGCACCCUCAUGCGCAACUCCUUCAACAUGGCGCUGGUGUGCAUGACCGGAAGUACGCCCCCACCCCGACCGGGAGCGAAUCUAACCCAGCGGUUGGUGUACACUACGAACGUCACAUCAAAUGCAUCAAGCGAAUCGAUCCCCCCUCCGGGAGAGUUUGACUGGGAUGAAGCCACCCAGGGUAUCAUCCUCUCCUCCGUCCUAUACUUCGGCUUCAUGGCUCCUGCCAUCAGUGGCUUAAUGUCCAAGAAAUUCGGAGCUAAGAAAGUCGUGGGAAUCAGCAUGACCAUAAGUUCGGUGAUGAACCUUCUCACCCCCUUCGGUGCCCGAGGUCACAUGUACCUGCUCAUUGCCAUGAGGGUCGUCAUUGGUUGCUUCUCGGGAACCAUUCUGCCCGCAACCCAGGAACUGUGGGGACACUGGGCCCCUGAUGAAGAGAAGGUGCAACUUGUGUCCUGGACACUGUCCGGUGUCAACAUCGGAAGUCUGGUGUCCUCCCUAAUUUCCGGGUUCCUGUGCACUAUCCCUCUAGACAAUGGCUGGCCUUUCGUCUUCUAUGUGUUUGGAGGCUUGAGCUUGUUGUGGUGUCUGGUGUGGUGGCUAGUGGUCUAUGACACACCUGAUGAACACAAGUGGAUCUCGGAGGCAGAAAAGAAGUAUAUCAAAGCUAACAUCAGAACCGUUCCCGAUAAGAGUACAUUUAUCCCCUACAAGAGCCUGCUGACAUCGGUACCGCUGUGGGCGUUCAUCUGUAUCCAGACUGUACACAUGUGGUGUGCAACCAUCUUCUUCACCUACCUCCCCAAGUACAUGAGAGACGUACUCCGGUUCCCAAUAGAACAGAAUGCCAUCGUCUCGUCUGUCCCUUUUGCCUCAAGAUUUCUCGGGGUCCUUUUCUGGGGUGUCAUGGCUGACCAGAUGUCUAAACGAAAUAUAAGCACAACAGUCAACAGGAAAGUUAUCCAAUCAACUGGCUUUUUGACCUGUGCUGCGAUCACUGUAGGUAUUGGUUACAUCGGCGAAGACAGGAAAAUUGUGGGCGUGGUCCUCUUUGUUGUCACCAUGUUCUUCCAGUCUUGUUCCUUUGCCGCAUCCUCCAUUGUCCCACUUGAUAUCGCACCAAGAUUAGCGAGCGUCAUAACGGGCAUGUUUGUCGGGGUUGGAGCCUUUGUGUCGAUAUUUGCACCCAUAACCGUCUCCAGCUUGACCCCAGAUGGCACUCUGGAAGAAUGGCGAUCGGUGUUCUUCAUGAUAAUUGGUUGCUAUGUCUUCGGCGUAACAGUCUUUGUCAUAUUUGGAAGUGCCGAGUUACAGCCGUGGGGAAAGAGCCUUGCUGUUGCCAUAAUACAUCCGCCAGACAAAAGUAACCCGGAUGUCACAACAAAUGGAAAAGUCAGUCACGACGCCAUCAGAAAAGGACCACCCAGGGUUCUCAUUGAGCGAGAAGUUAGCGUUAUUUCAACCCAUUCCAUGAGAAGCAUCCAGUCGAACGCGUCCGCCAUUCCUGCUCCCAUCAUAGUGAAGUCGACGUAUUACUUGGAAGAAACCAGUGACGUAGAAGAUAAUGUCUUUGUCGAUGACGUUAAUCACAGAAGCGCAGAAAGCAAGGACGGGAGAGUUAAUUACGGGUAUGUUAAUGGCGUCAAUGAUGAUGAGGAGGACACCCGUCUGUAGACACGUGGGCACGGGUGGCCCAGUCGUCUGAGGCGCCGAAAUUCGCAGUGCAGAGUUGCGCUUUGGGCACGCCAGAAACCUAUGAUUCUAUGAACCAAUGUCAGCACCAUACCUGUGCUCGUGGGUUUCACCAAAGUGGUAAAUGCCUGAAACUUGCAGGACUUUGGGUUUUCCUACGACAUUAAGCUGACACGCCUUGAUAUAACAAUGACCUCAUCACUGUCUCGUGUGCCCCAAAGUCUAAUAAUGAACUCAUCACUUGUGCCAUUAUAUGAUAAUAAUGAUGUUUGUUUGCUGAGGAUCUUGUUGUGAUGUCAUUGUGCAUUUUGAACACUUUAUAGUUAUACUGGCACAGAAAUAUACCUCGUGUUGUAUUCUCUGCUCUGAACAAUGUAAUAUUGAUCCAACCAAUUGUGAUACCUGCACAAACAAUGAAAUAUGUGACUCAGAAAGAUAUUUAGAAAUAAAUAAAUAUCUCAUCGUUUCCAUAAAUUAGAAUUUGUACAAUUCUGUUUAAAUGUUUGUUAAACGUAUUGAUGGGCAAUAUUUAGAAAGGAGUUGAAAUUCCACUGCAUAUAUUUAUUGUGUUAUUUAUGAUACGUGAAUAUUCCUGAGGCUUGUAGAAAUUAUUUUCACAUACAUGAAAUAUUAUAAAAAUAUCGACCUGACCGGACAAUCAGUUCAACACAACCACGAGUUCGACACCAUUUCGACAAAAUGGUGUUCAACUGCAAUAUUUCCGAUUCAAUGAUAUUACUUCUAUGAGGACUACCAUGUACAUGUGACAAAAUAUAUAUGAAAUAAAGCAUAUUAAUUAUGAAUUUGUUAUUU